This is a messenger RNA of Exserohilum turcica Et28A, 1788 nucleotides long. RefSeq lists its product as uncharacterized. The transcript has 2 exons. NCBI's taxonomy places the organism in Eukaryota, Fungi, Ascomycota, Dothideomycetes, Pleosporales, Pleosporaceae. The record is from RefSeq and is a predicted model, not a curated record. Bases 1 to 1788 code for a protein of 595 amino acids.
AUGUGGAAACGAUUACAGGGUCACGUCCGCGAGAAAGAGAAGCAUGUGCACAUAGGCAACCCGGUCCUGGUCGAAACUACCUAUGACCAGGAUCAACUCGACCGUACUCCUAAUGUCACCGAUGUACAGAUUGCCGCUCAUCAAAACUAUGUACUUCCCCCGCUAGACUCGCUCUCACUAUCCCCAAAGCCUCGAACCCCUAGAGCGUCAGAGGUACCGACUCUAGCUUCGACUAAGCGAGUCUCAGCAGCCCCAACAGACUCUUCGGUCUACUCACGGGCCUCGAUCGAGUACUACUACUACAGCAACCCCACUGCUACGCUACGCUCGGGGUACGACCAUCUAUCACCACCAAGCUCUCCAGAACCCGAAACGUUUACUUCGCCGUUUGAUGCCCAUCCAAGGUCUCGAUCUACACGCGACACGUCUAUACGCGACGUAUCCCCAAUGGACGACAACCGAAAGAAGAUGCACGGCGAGUCUCGUGACCUUGGCGCCGUGCCUGUCCUACGUAGAGCACCGUCGGUGGUUCGAAGUGGCGAUGUGCCGCCUGCUCCCAAGCAAAAGUUCUGGGAAGGCAAGCUUGCACCAAACAGCAAGGUGAAAUGGGACGACUAUUCGGGUGAGCCCAACGUCGCUGGCAAGGCCGCGUCAGUGGACCCGGGCACGUUUGGGAGAGGCAUUCCCUCUGCUAGUAUCCAGCCCAUGGGCUAUCACGUCUCGGUAACAGCAAACAACCACCCCGAAAAGAAAAGUCUUAGCUUUGGAGAGCGCCUCACCCGCUUCGGCUCCAAGCGUACGCUACCAGCCCCCACAGCUGUCAAGACUCCAUCCGGAGAAAAGACCUUGCAAUUACCACGAAGGAUAAUAACGCCAAGCGUCGACUCGGAAAGAUUAAACACGCUUGCGGCCGCCGUGGAUCACGCAUCCAUGCUGCGUGAGACUCAUCCUGUUGCAGCCGAAACACCGGGUCUCUACAUGCAUGAAGACACCAUCAAGUCUGUCGUCCCGCUAAAAGUAGGCAAGAAGUCGCCCCCCGGAAGCGGAUUGACCUCUCCCAUUUCACCUAUAGGCCAGGGCCUCGGAAUCAGUUCAUUCGCCUACCCAAGCACCAUCUCACUCCUUGACCACAAACAACAGUCUCCAACCCUCGUAGUCAAUUCUGCCCCGCCUGUGUUGCCUGUCCGCCGAACUCCGACCCCGCCCCAAUCGACCAAGCGGCCUAUUGCAAGCGACUUCUCGUGGACCUCGUACAGCUCGUACAACGCCUUGUCGACUGAGCAGCACUCGCCGCCCCCGUCACCCCCACUGCUAACCUCGCCCUCGGUGCUCACUCGCCGCCGCCCUGUGCCACACGCCGACCGCAUUCCCGACUCGCGACCCGCUAUAUCAAACAUGCUGUCUCCCUCAGUCGCAUCCACCUUCUCCACCUCGAGCGGCAGCUCCAACACAACCAAAGCCCUGCCACACCCGCCCACUGCUCUCUGCGCUCUCGACCACAUUGCCCUGCUUGAAUCGCAGCAAGAAGACCUCCGCAUCCGCCGCAACAACGUCUACCGCCUCCUCAGCGACCUCAACAAAUCCGUCCCCUCCAAUCCCCUGCUAACCGACUUCAAAAAGGCAAAGGCCGUCGAGCACAAGAAGAAGGCAUUCGAGGUGGAGCUCGACGAGAUUCGACGCGAGGAAUACGACGUAGGCCUCAAGUUGCAUCGCGCGUGGAAGAAGAGGGAAAAGGAUGACCCCAAUGCUGCAGGCAGUGCUUUGUGGGUUCGCAGAGUGACGAGUUGA